Messenger RNA from Aspergillus tanneri, 972 nucleotides. It is a transcript of the gene SFC1, whose product is annotated as putative succinate:fumarate antiporter (Acr1). Bases 1 to 972 code for a protein of 323 amino acids. NCBI's taxonomy places the organism in Eukaryota, Fungi, Ascomycota, Eurotiomycetes, Eurotiales, Aspergillaceae. Gene Ontology annotation, biological process: transmembrane transport; succinate transport; fumarate transport. The transcript has 4 exons. The record is from RefSeq and is a predicted model, not a curated record.
AUGUCCGCUAAAGGAGGCAACGGCAAUGGCAAGAGGACAACUUCCCCGGCUGUAAACUUGAUAGCCGGUGGUGGUGCCGGAAUGAUGGAGGCACUCGUCUGCCAUCCGUUAGAUACCAUUAAAGUUCGAAUGCAGCUCUCGCGACGGGCCAGAGCCCCGGGUAUGAAACCCCGUGGCUUUAUCACCACCGGUGUCGAUAUUGUCAAGAAAGAAACCGCAUUGGGCCUGUAUAAGGGUCUGGGAGCUGUCCUAGGUGGUAUCAUCCCCAAGAUGGCCAUUCGGUUUACUUCCUAUGAACAAUACAAGCAGCUUCUUGCAGACGAGUCUGGAGCUGUCUCAAGCAAGGCGACUUUCCUAGCCGGUCUUGCUGCUGGUGUAACAGAAGCUGUGGCAGUGGUGAAUCCUAUGGAAGUCGUCAAAAUCCGUUUGCAAGCACAACAUCACAGUCUGGCAGAUCCACUUGAUACGCCCAAGUACCGCAGCGCCCCCCACGCCCUUUUCACUGUUAUCAGAGAAGAAGGUUUCAGCGCCCUGUACCGUGGUGUCUCUCUGACCGCACUCCGCCAAGGAACCAACCAGGCCGCCAAUUUCACCGCGUACACGGAAUUGAAGGGUCUGCUCCAGCGGCAUCAGCCUGAAUACAGUAACAGCCAGCUCCCGUCAUACCAGACGACUGUGAUCGGUUUGAUUUCCGGCGCCGUCGGUCCCUUCUCCAAUGCCCCUAUCGACACGAUCAAGACUAGACUGCAAAAGACACGCGCUGAGCCCGGUCAGUCGGCCGUCUCGCGUAUCUUGGUCAUCGCCAAGGAUAUGUUCAAGCAGGAAGGUGCACGCGCAUUCUAUAAAGGUAUCACGCCCCGUGUGAUGAGAGUGGCCCCCGGUCAGGCCGUCACCUUCACUGUGUACGAGUACUUGAAAGGGAAACUGGAGAGCUCCAAAUGGAGUUUCGUCGGAGGGACAUAUGAGGAGUAA